CCCGGGGGGCGAAUCGAGGGCUUCCGGGGCCUGCUGUGGCUCCCGGCCCUGCGAGGAGCUUUAAGUCCUGCGGGAGCGGAGGACCGUGUUGCCAUGGAAACCCGCGCCCUGGACCCGCGAGUGCGGCCCUGGAGCUGCGGAAGGAGUGCUGUUCUCCUCCGCUGUCAGGAAGUUCUCUCGGCAGUUUCUUCUGAGUUGGGUGGGUUGUAGGUGCAUUUGGGCAGUUGCAGCUCGAAGAGCCCUCUAGCGCCAAAGUAAAAUAAAGACCCGGCGGAGUAGCCGAGGCCUGCUUUUCCUGUCUUCAGCCCGGUCUUUCUAUCUUACUCAGACUGUGAUGAUGAAGGUGAGGCGUCAGACUGUGACUAUGCGUUUUAACUCUGUAGCUGGAGCACAGGAACUGUUUGUUUAAUGAAUGACCUAUCCAUUUAGACCCUGAGGAUAAUCCUGUGAAUUGCUAAUAAAUAGUUCACUGGGUCUGUCCCUUAGUGUUGAUUUCAUUAUGCUGCGACGAAAACCAACCCGCCUGGAGCUGAAGCUUGAUGACAUUGAGGAGUUUGAAAGCAUUCGAAAGGACCUGGAGACCCGUAAGAAACAAAAGGAAGAUGUGGAUGUUGUAGGAGGCAGCGAUGGAGAAAGUGCCAUUGGGCUCAGCAGUGACCCUAAGAGCCGGGAACAAAUGAUUAAUGAUCGAAUUGGUUAUAAACCCCAACCCAAGCCCAACAAUCGUUCCUCUCAAUUUGGAAGUUUUGAAUUUUAGUGGUGGAUUAUCUUGCGUGCCCGAGACCUGGAAUGGAGUAAAAUGAUGGCAGAAAUACAAACAAGAUUUAGAGAAUUGAGUGCUUGCAAUCAAGCAGAAUGUUUUACCUCUUGCAGAGAGAAAUACUUCUGCAUGAGAUUACUGAUGCUUAACUUUCAGUCUGAAAGCUGAAAUUCAAACUCUGGUUUGUCUCUGGAAAAUUUGACUCGAUAAAACUUGUCUGAUUUUUGUUUUUAAAAAUAAAUAUAUUUUUGGAAAAGUGUGUGACAUCCUUAAUGAAGUAUAAUAGCACUAAAUUACUACAUCAUUCUUCCCAUGUUUAUUAAAAGACCCUAAACACAGAA
Messenger RNA from Hippopotamus amphibius kiboko, 1101 nucleotides. RefSeq names its product cell division cycle 26 (gene CDC26). The record is from RefSeq and is a predicted model, not a curated record. The transcript has 4 exons. Bases 500 to 757 code for a protein of 85 amino acids. Gene Ontology annotation, cellular component: anaphase-promoting complex. Gene Ontology annotation, biological process: regulation of mitotic cell cycle; protein K11-linked ubiquitination; anaphase-promoting complex-dependent catabolic process. Lineage: Eukaryota; Metazoa; Chordata; Mammalia; Artiodactyla; Hippopotamidae.